AUGGCGCCUGGGAUGUCUCCCGUCUCUGUGUGCGGGCUGCUCUUCUGUCUGCCGUUCGCCCUGGGCACCACGGAGUGGGAUUGGGCUGGCACUUUCGACCUGCCCGCCGGGCACUACACGUGGUCCUGCACAAAGGCGGCGUCGGGCAGAUACGCAGAAGCCACUUCGAAAAUCCUCAUCUAUUCACUGACCGACUCGUCGGCGGAAUCGCUCGCGGCGGCCCAGUCGGAUGCCGAGACGGAGUGGAUCUCCUCGACCAGUGUUGAGUCCUACGGCGAGUUGGAGGCGGGUAGCACAUACACGCUGCAGUUUGAUGAGGACACCUGGACCACUCACUUCAAGAUCCACAUCGUCACGGCUGGAGCUUAUGCCGUCAUGUUUGAGCAUUCUCCCUACGCGUUCGAAAACGGGUUCCACUAUCUUCGCUCGAAGGCCGGUGAGGAUAUUGAACCCGUGCACGAGGAGAAGUACUACAGCACGGGCCUUCCGGAAGAUGAGGAGCGCUGUCCGUGGACAAUGGAAUGGGAGUGGUCGGGCAUCUUCCCUGUGGAGGAGGGCUGGUACGACUGGAACGCAGAGAAGGUCGACGGGGCGUACCCCGACGCCCGGAUGAAGAUUGUCAUCAUUGCGACGAACCAGACGGACAUCCGCGACCUGGAGGCGGACGCCCAAACCUAUUGGGAUGCGAUCACUGUUUCCGAUGAGGUUGUGGUUGGGGAGACAAUCCCGCUCGGUAGCGGCACCACGUUGCAUUUUGAUGUGGACACGUGGGCGUCGCACUUCAAAAUUCAGGUGCCCGUGGGCACCUCCUACGUGGCUGUCUUCGCCGAGCAUUUCCCGAUAGAGUUCGAGGAUUCGUACCACUUCCUAAAGGACGCUUCCGCGGUUGACAUCGAGCCCGUGGCCGAGGAGUCUGUUUCGGGGUGCGCGGACAAGGGCACUGCGUCGACGGGCUCGUCGGACUUGGGCGAGGUGAUCCUCGCCUCGAUCAUCACUGUGCUCCCUACGAUGGCCGGCAUCGUGCUCAUCGCCAUGAUGUGCAUGGAGAGAGCGAAGACCAUGCUGAACGAGGAGGGCACCUUCCAGUCUUCCAUGCACUCGUUCGCAUCCGGCGUGAUCUUCGCGGCCGCAGUCUUCCUUCUCCUGCCGGAGGGCCUCUACCUCCUCGCGGUUGGCAAGACGGAGGCUGGCGGAGCUGCGGCGUGGGGCACCUCCUUGAUGGGAGGGUGGACCACCUGCAUCCUGAUCAAGCACGUCUGCCAGCUCGUAGCGGGAGAAAAAUCGGCUACAGGCGAGGAGAAGCCAGAGCAGGAGGGGACUCCUCGCAUCAGCUGGGCCGUCUCCUUUCCCAUCCUGUUCGGGGACGCGUUCCACAACUUCGCUGACGGCCUCGUCCUCGGCGUCGCCUUCAAGACCUGCGGCUCGUCUUUCGGGUGGAAGCUGACGUGGAUCACGGUCCUGCACGAGCUGCCGCAGGAGAUCUCCGAUUUCGCCGUGCUGAUCACGAAGGGGAGGAUGUGGUGGCCCAUGGCCGCCGCCCUCAACUUCGCUUCUGGGCUGACCACCGUCGUCGGGGCCAUCAUCACCAACUCCACGGCCAUCAGCCAGGGGGUGGAGGGCGCGAUCCUCGCCGCGGGCGCGGGCGUCUACCUGUACGUGGCCGUGACGGAGCUCGGCCCCGAGGUGGGCGACCUGCGGCAAGACCGCGCCCUCGGCUCCGUCGCGCGGGUCCUCAGCUUCGCGGCCGGCGCCGCGCUGAUCGGCCUCGUGCUCCUGGACCACGAGCACUGCUACGCUCCCGUCGCGGAGGGCGCCGAGGCGGGGGCGUCCAGCGGCCACGCCCACGGCCACUAG
Prorocentrum cordatum is the source of this 1854-nucleotide messenger RNA. Lineage: Eukaryota; Dinophyceae; Prorocentrales; Prorocentraceae. The record is from the annotation of a GenBank genome assembly.